CGUUGCGUGUCCUCUUUCGCUUGCUCCUCAAAUGACCUUUUAAGGGACGAAAACUGUAACAUGCAGUGGUCACGGACGGCCAGACUAGUUAUCUUGACGACGAUAGCAUUCAUGCCCACAGUAUUAGUCUCGAUAUUGUUGUGGCAUUUCGAUGCGUUGGAGGAAGGUGGUCCCCUUAUCGUCGUACUACUGAUACCCACCGUGGGUUGGUGCGCUUCCAGGAUCUUCAGUCUUAUGCAAAAGCGGACCAUUGCGAUUCAGAAUGACCCUGAAGCAGAUCUCCCACCGAAAUAUGAAAAAGUCAUGUCUGAACCUCCACCUUAUGAAGUCCUUUUCAUCGGAAUGCCUCUGGCAGCUGCCUCAACUAUGUGCCCAACGCUUCGUGCUGCGGCUGUGAACUUUUCGAGAGAAGGCCCUCGGUCGUGUUUUGGUUCUGCUGAAAACUGCACUCCAGGAGUGUUUACUACAUCUGGAAGCUGCUGGCCCAUUCCAGCUGCCAGCCAUGGGGCGCAGAAUGAGACUUUCGUGACAAUCACAAAGGAGGUCAAAAGAGAUGGCCAACCGGGUCAGGUGUCUGGAAAGAUCCCGGAAGAAACAGAAGUGUCAGGGGAGACUGCUGAAGCAAUACAAAAUUCUACGAGCAGAAACAGCUCUGAAAACUGUGCAGGAAACAGCUCUGAAGACUGUGCAAGAAGCAGUUUUGGGAACGUUGCAAGGAGCACCUCCGGGAGCUUAAUAAGUAAUAGCUCUGAAGAUUCUGUAAGGAACGACUCUGGUGCCAAUAAUGCUAGUCAAGAGGCAAGAGUUGAGGGUGACCGGAUAUUAGAUAACAUAGACAUAACGUCAUUAUCAUACAACGAGAGAUCAGACCCAGAAUUGCCUUCGUAUGAAGAAGUUUACCAGCACAUGUCCAUAUCAUGAUGUUCAAAAUAUUCUUAAUUAUACGCACAAAUUUUUGUACUUGCAUGUGUGUGUGUGUGUGUGUCUGUGUGUG
Molecule: messenger RNA, 994 nt
Organism: Macrobrachium nipponense
Lineage: Eukaryota; Metazoa; Arthropoda; Malacostraca; Decapoda; Palaemonidae
Exons: 2
Coding region: 61-921 (286 amino acids)
Source: RefSeq, a predicted model, not a curated record